Punctularia strigosozonata HHB-11173 SS5 is the source of this 1636-nucleotide messenger RNA. It is a transcript of the gene Pslcc8, whose product is annotated as laccase. The coding region runs from base 1 to 1587 and encodes 528 amino acids. Gene Ontology annotation, molecular function: oxidoreductase activity; copper ion binding. NCBI's taxonomy places the organism in Eukaryota, Fungi, Basidiomycota, Agaricomycetes, Corticiales, Punctulariaceae. The record is from RefSeq and is a predicted model, not a curated record. The transcript has 20 exons.
AUGAAGCAUUCUGAGUCCUUACUCGCGUUCGUCGCGCUGUCUCUCUCUUUUGCUGCCACGUCGUUUGCUGGCAUUGGGCCUAUCGCCAAUCUGCCCAUCGUCAACAAGGUCAUCGCCCCCGAUGGCUUCAACCGAUCCACGGUACUCGCUGGAGGUUCCUUCCCAGGACCUCUCAUUACUGGGUUCAAGGGCAACGAGUUCAAGCUGAACGUCCAGAAUCAGCUGACGGACAUAACUAUGCUCAAGUCGACGAGUAUCCACUGGCAUGGUUUUUUCCAGAAAACCACGAAUUGGGCCGAUGGCCCCUCGUUUGUAAACCAGUGCCCUAUUGCGCCCGGCAACAACUUCCUGUACGACUUUAAGGUCCCUGGCCAAGCGGGCACGUUCUGGUAUCACUCCCACUUAUCGACCCAAUACUGCGAUGGGCUUCGCGGCGCCUUUGUCGUAUAUGAUCUCCUGGACCCCCACCGACUUCUCUACGACGUAGACGAUGAUUCCACUGUCAUCACUCUUGCGGAUUGGUACCAUGCCGUCGCUCCUACUAUUGCCGUUGGCGUCGCUGACUCCACCCUCAUCAAUGGCCUUGGUCGCUAUGCUGGUGGCCCAUCGUCGCCACUUGCGGUCAUCCACGUCGUAUGGGGUCUGCGCUACCGGUUCCGUCUAGUUUCAAUCUCUUGCGACCCAAACUUCACCUUCCAAAUUGACGGCCACAAGUUCACUAUCAUUGAAGUCGACGGCGUCAACCAUCAGCCACUCGAGGUUGACUCGCUGCAGAUUUAUGCGGGUCAACGUUAUUCCAUCGUGCUGAAAGCCAAUCAGCCCAUCAACAACUACUGGAUUCGUGCGAAUCCAAACAAUGGCGCUGCUUCGGGUUUCGCGAACGGCAUCAACAGCGCCAUCUUGCGUUACGUCGGCGCAGGUGCCUCCGAGCCUACCACCGCGCAGGACACUUCCACCUCACCGCUCGUGGAAGCGAACCUUGUGCCCCUAGAAAAUCCCGGCGUCAUUGGGCCGAAGUGUGUUGACUGCGCCGAUGUGAACUACAACCUGGCUCUUGAUUUCAACCUUAACGGAGACUUCAAGUUUAACAUCAACGGGGUGUCUUUCGUUCCGCCCACGGUUCCGGUCCUCUUGCAAAUUCUCAGCGGAGCGCAGACCGCCAGCCAGUUGCUGCCUCAGGGAAGCCUGUAUGCCCUACCGAAGAACAGCAGCAUCCAGCUGUCGCUUCCGGCCGGCAACACAGCACCACAGGCCGGCGGUCCUCAUCCGUUCCACUUGCACGGUCACACGUUUGAGGUCGUUCGUUCUGCUGGACAAACCACAUACAACUUUGACAAUCCUCCGCGCCGCGAUGUCGUUGCCACCGGCGUGGCUGGUGACAACGUGACCAUCCGAUUCUUCACGGACAACGUUGGUCCCUGGUUCCUCCACUGCCACAUCGAUUGGCAUUUGGAUACUGGUUUUGCCGUUGUUUUCAGCGAGGAUCAAGCCGACGUCCCCGCACAGGUUCCUGUUCCCUCCGCUUGGAGCCAGCUUUGCCCCAUAUAUGACGCAUUGACCCCCAAUGACCUGGGCGGUAUCAACUGAGCUUCGAAAGCCGGACGAGCAAGCUAAUGACCAGUCUCCUCUCACUACU